AUGAGAAAUCAAGUUUUAGUUUCUCCAAAAAUGAGUAAUUUAGCUGUCAAUCUCUAAGAUUAUCCAAUUCCAGGUUAGUAUCCUCUUUACGUUGAGAAUCUUUUAGUGAAUAGAAACGGUGAUAAAAUAUCUUAAUUCACUCAUUGCUUUAAAUAAUUCAGAAGCGACUAUAGCCCUGUUUAUUAGAGAGUUUUAUAACAAAAUUAAUAUGCAGAUGUUUUGUCUAGAUCUAUUUAUUAUUCAUUAACAUCUUUAGAUAUUCGACCUUAUUCAUUUAUAUAAAUAUAUGAACAAGAGUGUUUUAUGUAUGGAUAUCCGUUUUAAUAUUCAGGUAGAAUUGAAGAUUCAGCUGCUUAUAAAAAUCCCCCUGAUUUAAUUAAUUACAUUUUAAAUGAAUUGAGAGAGUGUGAAACCUAUAGUCCUUUUUAUAAUUUUUAAUGCAUUCCCUGGUAUACAGUAGGAAGUAUAUUUGAUGGAAUGUAUAUUUCGUUUCCAGGAUUUAACGGUGAUAGUGAAUAUGUAAUUGGUCUUUGCCGCUUUUUUGAUAGCAGCAAUGAGGAAGAGGCUUUUAUGGACAGAUAAAUCUGUGAUGCAAUUAAACUAAAGGAUUUAAAUAAUUAUGUUACAAGUGUAACUUAUGGAUUAGAUUAUUUUUAUAUACUUGAUAGAUAACUCUAAUUAGUAGCUAUGCAUUCAAAUUUUAGCUUUGAUAAUGUAACUGUAAAUGAUGUUACAUGGGAUAGCUUAGAAUUAAGUUAAUUUACGUUAUAAGAAAAGACUGAUUUUUUAUCAGCACUACCAAAAAAAUUUUACUAAGGAGAAAAUGAUUAUGAUUUUUUUGAAUCUCACGACGGAAUAAGAAAGAAUAAUGACACAUACUUUGUAGGAGAAUAUACUUAGUAAGGAGUACCAUAUUUAUAUGUUGCCUACUAAAUAUUUCUUUUAGAUACUACACCUCAAGAUAAAAGUUUUAAUUACCAAGAGAGACUCUACAGCAAAAUAAAAACUUAUAAAUGCUAUUAUACAAUGUUUAAUGUCGUAAAUUAAGAUAGUCUGUUUUAAUAGCAAUACUAAUUAUAGUAGAAUAUUGACAAUGUCUAUUUCCUACUUUUAUUUAUUUAAAUAGCAUGUUCAUUAGUUAUAAUAAUGUACUCAGUAUACGUUUCUCUUAUAUUAGUAAAUUCAAUAAACUAAUCACUUGAAAUAUUAAUAUAUCUUUUAAAGACGUUUUCUCCUUAAGAGAACAUGGAUUUAACUACACUUUAAUCAAAUUUGGUCCCAUUUGAUUAGAUAAGUGACAUAUUUUGCUUUGAAAUAAAUUUGAUUUACGGAGCCUUUAAAAAUCUUAUGCAUGUUAUUACUUUCAGAAAUAAAACGACUUAGUUUUCAUAGAUAUCUGAUGGCUAAUCACUCUUGGAUUGGGUAUUUGCCUGUUAAUUCUUUGAAAAUAUUAUGGGAAAUCAUAGUUUUUUAGGUAUAAGCUAUAAUAAUUUAGGGAAUAUUCAUUUUAAUUCUCAUCGUUAUUUAGAGGCAUGCUAAUGCUAUAGUGUUAGUCUGAUACAUUUAAAUUAUGAGUUAAAUGAAUUGACUCAAAAUGGUGAAACUUAUUGCAGUCAAUUUUUUUAAAUAAAUGAUAAUAAAAUCGAAACUCCUAUAAGAAAAAGAAAAAAUUCCUCUAAGGAUUAUCAAAUUGUUAAUAAUCAAUAAGUAAAUAAUAACAGGUAAGGAAAAACACAUAGCACUGGAUCAAUUAUUUAGAUUGUAAAGAAAAAAAUAUCUUCUCUUCCAUUACGUCCUGAGCCAGAAUCUGUUGCAAACGAAGAUUAAGAUUUUUUUAAAUAAAACUAAAAAUUUUAAGACCUUUUGCAUUUAAAAUUUGAAAGAUAAUACUAAUACAUACGCUCUUAAAAAAUGUAUUUUCUUGCUCAAAGAGCAUAAACUAAUUUAUGGAAAGAAUAAAUAAAUUAGCUUAAAGAACUUUAUAUUUUGGAUUAAAUUCUAUAACCUUAACAGCACUCAAGGACAAUUAUGAUCCUCCUAGAGCUUAGUUUUUGUUAUUUAAUGAAAAAGAAAAUGGAAAAAUCUAAAGUUCUGAUCAGCCUUUGUUUGGCAUUAUUUACAUAAUUUUCAAAAAAAUGUUAAGAUGAAAACACAAAUAUCAGAUAAGUGUAGCACACUAAAGUAAAUUGGCUUGAUUAAGAUUAAAAAAAUAGUCAUAGAUUAGAUAAUUAAAAGCAGAGUAUUUUAUUAAACAAAUUUUCACCAGAUUACCCAGUGAAGAGGAAAAAAAAAAUGAAUAUAUUCGAAGAAUCUGAGCAAGAAUAUCUGAAAGUUUUAUAGUAAAUUUCUCCUGUCUUGUAAAAUCCACUUAUCAAAUAAGCGUUCGAUGAGAUAAGCAUUCAGUAAGAAACUAAUUCAAGAAAUCAAAGAAAACACUCUGAGAGAUUGAAUUAUAGUUCAUGUCCUUCUCCAUAACUUAACAAAGAGUAGACAGAUAUAAUCGUUUAUAAUAUUUAAGAGGCAGUAGAGCUCAUAGGAUUAAACAAGUUUAAUUUAAAUAAGUAAAGGAAUACCACAAUUUAUUCUGGUUAUAGAUAGACUUCUGAUACUUCUUCUAAGGAUCCAUAAGAAGCUUAUAGAUUUAAAAGCUAAUAAAGAAAUUCAAACUUUGGUGCAAAAGCAAAAUAAACAGAAGCUGGUUUGUGGGAUCAAAAUUAUCUUAUGCCAUAUGUUUAAUCUAGCAAAAAAAUUGAAAAUUAGAAAUUUAGAGGAAGAAGUUUUGUUAAAGCUAAUUAAAAUAUAAUAGAUAAAAAAGAUAUCUUCUCAAAUGAUGAUGAAAUUUAGACAUAUUAAAACUACAUGCAAACUAUUGAUGUCCAUGAGAUGCAGUCAGGAGAAUAAAUAAAUGCUCUAAAAUAUAAAUCUUAGGUUAAGUAGAACUAUGAUGUUAUUCAUCAAAGAAAAAGUUAAACAAUCAACAAUAAUUUCCUUACAGAGCCAGAAAAAUCAGUAACUUAGCGUACAAAAGAACCUUCAUAUAAUAAUUUUUAAUUACAAACAAACAGAUUAAACAUAAAAAUGAAUUCUGAUUAAAAAUUAUACAAAAAAAGCUAAUUAGAAAAAGACUUAAUUCCCUCUACUAGCAAGGAUGACUUCUAUGAUGUAGAGCAAUUUUAAAAAUAUUCAGAAAAUAUACUCAGAAAAAAUUCAUACAUUUAGACAAAAAACGAAAUUAAAAAUAAAUCUAACAACUAAGAAAGAUAGAUUUAGGAUGUAAGUUUUAUUGAAUAGGAAAUCAAAAAAUAUAAAGGGGACAUGUAUUCUCCUUACUUAGGUUCUUAACUUUCAAUGAUUAACAUUUAACAAAAUAUAAAUGAUAAAAGCUUUUAAAACAUUGAGCACCAUAAUUCUUUUAACAAGACAUUUCAUAUAGAUCAGCCCUAAUUUAAUCAAUAAAAAGAUUAUCCUAACGAUGUUGUAUUUUCAAAAAUUAUGUUAAGUUUAGCUAAUCUUUUUGAGAGCUAGGGGUAGCUUUUGAAAGCUGCAUAAAUUGCUACAAAUAGCUUGGAAAUGCCCACUUAGUAUUUUGCACUUUACAGAUAUGAAAGUUUGUAAUUAAUAAAUAGCUGUUUUUCUCAGCUUCAAAUGCAAUCCGAAGACUUAUCAAAAUAAAUAAAGAAAUUUAAUCCAAACCUCUUUCUUAGUCUAUCUAUUGUGAUUGAUUAUGGAAACAAUAAUGCCUCGAAUAAAGUUAGUAAAAUUUUAUAAGAGUUAUGUGAAAACUAAAUGAAAAAUCCAAAAGAUUCCUUUUAAAUUAUUUUAGCGAGAGAAUAUUGUGAAACAUUAGUCACUAAAAUUUAUAAAGAUUAAUAUUUAUCUCUUCAAUCUAGCAUUAAUAGCAUUUUUAAGUGCCUCCCAUAAAAAAUUAGUAGACUUUCAAAAGCUUCUUCUAAUAAUAGGGUAAAUUUGUUCAAACCUCUUACAAAGCUUCUGGCUGAAUAUUAAAUAUCAUCCUUGAUUAGGAAAAAUAUUUUUUCAAAAGAAUAAGAAGAAGACUCUUUUUAGACAUCUUAACUACUAUUUAACUAGAAGAUUUUUGAAAAAGAAGUAAAGUAAAAUGAAGAUAGUUUAAGUCAGUUUGAAACGAAAGUAAUUAUAAUAUUUUCAGAUAUGAAAUUCCCAAUAUAAAUCAUUUAUAAUUAAGAAAUUAACAAUAUAUUUUUAAGCAAUAAAAUACACCUUGUGAUAUUUGAUAUCAAUGGGCUUAGUUUGAUUAAUCCAGAGUUGUAUAAUUAAUAUAAUUUUUUAGAUUUUAUACAUAUCUUCUGUUAACCUUUCUAAUUAAUUAAUUUCUUUUGCAACUUAAGAGAGAAUUCUCACUAACUCGAGGAGCCAACUUAUGUGUAGGCUAUUUGA
Molecule: messenger RNA, 4416 nt
Organism: Tetrahymena thermophila SB210
Lineage: Eukaryota; Ciliophora; Oligohymenophorea; Hymenostomatida; Tetrahymenidae
Product: transmembrane protein, putative
Exons: 4
Source: RefSeq, a predicted model, not a curated record